Messenger RNA from Sceloporus undulatus (fence lizard), 1370 nucleotides. Its product is annotated as pancreatic lipase-related protein 2-like. Gene Ontology annotation, biological process: lipid metabolic process. The record is from RefSeq and is a predicted model, not a curated record. Lineage: Eukaryota; Metazoa; Chordata; Lepidosauria; Squamata; Phrynosomatidae. Gene Ontology annotation, molecular function: triacylglycerol lipase activity.
AUGAGCCAGAGCGAGAGUGGAGAAGAAACGAAUAACUACAGUGCUAUUCAUCCUCAUGCCACAGGUUCAGAAAUUUGUUAUAACAGAGUUGGAUGCUUUGAAAAUGCCCCCCCUUGGGGCGGAACUCUACAACGGCCAGUCUUGGACUUCCCAGAACCUCCAGAUAUUGUUAAUACUGCUUUUCACUUGUAUACCAGAGAAAGUCCUGUAUAUUUCCAGGUAAUAUCUGCAGUAAAUCCAUCAACGAUUAGAGUUUCAAAUUUCAGAACAAACCGGAUAACACGUUUCAUUAUACAUGGCUAUUUUGUUGGCGACGACUAUGAACAGAUAGUAGAUAUGUGCAGGUUUAUCCUUCAAAAGGAAGAUAUAAACUGUAUUGUUGUAAACUGGAAAGCUGGUGCUGCUAACCUGUAUACACAAGCAGUGCAAAAUAUCCGUAUUGUUGGAGCUGAGCUGGCUUAUUUACUGGAGUACCUUGAGCGAAACUGUGGAUAUUCUCCUUCUAAUGUUCAUAUUAUUGGACAUAGUCUUGGAGCCCAUGCUGGAGGAGAAGCUGGGAGAAGGAAACCAGGUCUAAGCAGAAUAACAGGGUUGGAUCCAGCUGGGCCUUUAUUCCAUCACACACCUCCUCAAGUCAGAUUAGAUCCGUCAGAUGCCAAAUUUGUUGAUGUUAUUCAUACCAAUAUAGGCCGUCUCUUCUUUGAACUUGGUGAUGGAAUAAUUGAACCAUGUGGACAUCUUGAUUUUUAUCCAAACGGGGGUGAAAUAAUGCCUGGAUGCCAAAAAGAACGCCUGGUACCUAAACAGUGGGGUAUUGAUGGUGUUAUGAGAGAUCAAACAGGAUGUGCAGCUUCUCCAAAAGGCUAAUAAGAAAUUGCAGCUUCUAAGUCAGCUGGAUGCUCACAUAAGCGAAGCUUACCAUAUUAUUCUGACAGUAUUUUUAUACCUGAUGGAUUUCUUGGAUAUCAGUGCAAAACAUUUGACGCCUUUCUAUCGGGAAAAUGCUUUCCAUGUCCCCCAAAAGGCUGUCCUAUGAUGGGUCACUAUGCUGAUCAAUUUCCAAAUAAAACUGAGGAGGUACACCAAGUGUUUUAUCUAAUCACCGAAGCUAUCCCACCAUUUGCUUGUUGGCGACAACGUGUAUCUGUAAAACUGUUUGGACCUCAAAGAGUAAAAGGGAAUAUAACUGUAGCCUUGAUUGGAGCGAACGAGCUCAGAAAGGAAUAUCUAAUUUCCACUGGAUUUUUUUACCCGAGGUAUACUUACACAAGAUUUGUUGACGUAGCUGUUCCUGGAGAGAUUGCAGCAGUUGAAUUUCAGUGGGAAAAACACUCAGAUUGGCAAAGAAGUGGCCACAUAGGAGCACAUGA